Messenger RNA from Cinara cedri, 830 nucleotides. The record is from the annotation of a GenBank genome assembly. Lineage: Eukaryota; Metazoa; Arthropoda; Insecta; Hemiptera; Aphididae.
AUGCAACAAAAAAGCAUUGUUGAUUUUUUAUUAAGCCAUAGAAGGUAUCAAGUGCUGUGGUGGGGAUUUGGCCCUACUAUACUUGAGUACUUAUGUAAACAAAAAAGUUUUAAUGCUAAAGAGCUAUUAGAAAAACAUAAAAAUAAUAUUGCGUUGGAAAAAGAGAGUUUAGAGUUACUUGCAGCACUUGGUGAAAUCAAAGCUUACUGGUGGUGGCCGUGGAGCGCUAAAGUUAAAGAAGUUGUUUUAAGUGAAAGUCAAAAAGAAAGAGCAGAAAAAUAUUCAAGCUAUUUUUUCUUACAUCGGGUAGUGUUAGUGAUGUUUACCUCAGUACUUACCCAUCGUAUUGUGUUUUUUCAACAAAGUGGAGGUUAUAUGAAUAGAAAUCAACAAUGUAAUAAUUCUGAAGAAUCGUCAGCAGUACAAAUAGGACAACAGCUACCAGAAGCUACAGGUAGUUUAACAGCUCAAGAUCAAUUAAGUAUUCAGCACCUAAAUUUCCUUGGGUCCGCAAUGGUUUAUAAUGUGGAGUUGGGAUGGGCAUUGCAUUUAAUGGGGUUUUCUUCGCAAACUUUAAGUGAAUUAGAUAAGAGCUUAGCCCGUGUAAGAGAGGCAAAUUAUAGUAAAGAAGCAAUGGAAGGAUAUGCCUCAUCUUUUAAAGAAAUAGUUACAGAUAAAUAUAGAGAGUUGGCACGGAAGGUGCAUUCAGAUAAGCAAGAUGCACGAAAUUCAUCAAACAUGCAAGAUGAAAAAAUGAAGGACUUAACUAGUAUGAAGGAAGUCAUGAAUGGGUUAUAUGAAGCUUCAAAAGAGAAAAGCAAUACCUUUAG